This is a messenger RNA of Prosopis cineraria, 606 nucleotides long. Its product is annotated as probable methyltransferase PMT16. Gene Ontology annotation, cellular component: cytoplasm; trans-Golgi network; endosome. The record is from RefSeq and is a predicted model, not a curated record. The coding region runs from base 1 to 606 and encodes 201 amino acids. The transcript has 3 exons. NCBI's taxonomy places the organism in Eukaryota, Viridiplantae, Streptophyta, Magnoliopsida, Fabales, Fabaceae. Gene Ontology annotation, molecular function: methyltransferase activity.
AUGCAUUUCUUGAACCGCCCGGUUUUGCUUGUUGAACCGGAUGGUUCACCUCUGUGUUCUGGACUUCUGGCCUCUGGCAUCACUCCCCCCUCGUCGGCCUCCUGUCAGCCACCGUCGUCACAGCCCACUCACGCGUCCCUGUUCCCUUCUGCGUCGAGCACAAUUCGACCACCUAAAUCUCGCCGGCGCCUGUGGAUGGACGUUGAGAGAUCCCUGAAAUUCGAUCGUGACAGGCUAAUCUACCGGGAAAGGGAUUGCCUGGAAAAGGAGGAGCUGUUGAAGUUCUGGAUUCGGACUCCGUUUCUCCACCGUAUUCCGUUCCGGUGGCCGGCCAGUCGGGACUUGGUCUGGUACGCUAACGUGCCCCACGAGGGUCUGACGAUUGAGAAGGCGGAACAGAACUGGAUCCGGUUCGAAAAGGACCGGUUCAGGUUCCCGGGUAGUGGGACCAUGUUUCCACGAGGCGCCGGCGCGUACAUCGACGAUAUCGGAAAGCUGAUCAACGUGACAGAUGAGCCUGUCAGAACCGCCAUAGACAUUGGUUGUGGGGUACAAUAUUCACGUCCUCUCUCCAUGCUUGAAUCCGCGACGACGUGGAUUCUUUAA